Zychaea mexicana is the source of this 2875-nucleotide messenger RNA. RefSeq lists its product as uncharacterized. The record is from RefSeq and is a predicted model, not a curated record. Lineage: Eukaryota; Fungi; Mucoromycota; Mucoromycetes; Mucorales; Lichtheimiaceae. Bases 474 to 2417 code for a protein of 647 amino acids. Gene Ontology annotation, molecular function: protein binding. The transcript has 3 exons.
AAAGCUUUUCUUUCUGAGAUAUACGGCCAUAAAAAAACAAAAAACAUAAAAAAAAUAGUAUACUUUUACGUAUCGACACUCUCCACCACAAGCAAACUCUUUUUGCCCCAGCCCAUUCCUUCAUUUCCUUUUUUCUUUUUCUUUCCACGUCUUAUAUUCCGGGGGCCAUUCCCAGCCUUGACCAUCCCCGCACCAUUAUUUUCCGCCUACUAUCACUACUAUUACUAUUGCAAUACUAGACCUUGUCAAAGGGAAAACAACGACCGUUACAGUACACGCACGAUUGACGAACGCACAUACGAACGAACGACUUAGAGCCUCCACACUGUCAUCAUCAUCAUCAUCAGCAAUCGAACCCAACGGAAAGAACUCCCUUUUAUUUGUGUCAACCAACAACAGCAACAAGAACAAUCAAACGAAUAUCUUCUUUACGACUACGAUACCACUUAUACACACCCAAAAAAUUACUUAUUAUGAUGGCCGACUUUAAUACUGAACCUAUCAUGCUUCGUCACGACUCGUCGCUGGCCGCAGCCGAUGACAAAAUGAUGCUCUACCAGCAACAACCAACGUGUUUCCCCGAAGAAGACCGUGGAGACCUCAUGAUGGACGUACCUCAGAACCUGGGUCCGGAACAAGUAACUUAUGAGUUCCCUCCCAAAGCCCGUUUGCAAGCCCUUGCUCAAAUCUAUGACAAUGACCCCGCCGACGACUGCUCAUUCUUUGACGAAUCGUCAUUCACAACCACUUCCACUUUCACCAACGAUCUUCGCUCUACCUCUGCAUGUUCUUCUCGCCAUUCGUAUGCAACACUGUCGCCCCCGGUCGACUACGCGAACGACCAUUUGGACCGUUUCUUUGAUUCUGUUCUGGAUCAAGUGGUUAGUUGUAACAACCCUAUGGAACGCCAACACCAAGAACAGCAAAUGCAUUGUGACACCAACAGUGACGAAGACGACGACGAUAGCUACUUGGUGGACGAUGGUCGGUUGUCUCCCUUGGAGUUGCCUGAGCAAGAAGAGCAAGUACGUCGCGACCGAGAACAGUCGUGUGACUCUACGGCUACAGUCAAGCAACAGGUUGUAGCCGCUCCGUGCUCUUUCCUAGGCUCUGUACGCGAAGAGCAGCCCCGUCCUCAUUCCCAUAACCAGUGGCCUGAGCAUCAUCAUAAUCAUCGUCAAGGCUUGUACCGUGGUGGCUUCCAGAAGAACAACAGUAGACCAUCUGCUGUUAAUUCAGAAGAUCUGCCCGUCUUUUGCAGCGAGUCCGAAUUACUGCGACGACCCACCACGUACUCGUCUUCAUCCUCGUGCGCAGCGGCGAGCGACAUGACCAACGAAUCCCACAUUGUGGUGAUCAGACUCAGUAAAAAAACUAAAGUCUCAACCCCCAUCAUCGACCGUUGCCCCAGCAGCCAGACCACUUGGAGCAGCGACGAAGGCUAUGAUGACAACGACGACGUCGACGGUUGCAGCAACAAAGAACUGCCCAUCGAGUCUGCGUCCAUCUUUCUGCCUUUGUCCGACCAGGAACAAGAACAUUUGAUCCACAACGAUAUACUGCGCAGCGCUGCCGCAGUCAGAAUCCAAGCAGCAUGGCGCGGAUAUCGUUUCCGACGACGACAACAGCAACAGCAAUUCAAGAUCAAGCCCAAGCAUCGAUUGAUGGUUGACGUCGUACGUCUCUGUGGCCAAGUCCACCGUCAGCAAAUGAACCGUGUCCAAACCCGUCUGCAUGAUGUAGAAGACGACCUGCGCGAAGAAACAGCGAUGCGGAUCGCUUUUGAAAAGGCCAUGGAAGACAUGACUGUCCUUGUAGACCAGCAACAAAAAGUUCUGUACGACCGGCUUGAGCAAGAGAUCAACAUGCGCCAAGUCUAUGAGCGCAAAAUGGAACAAGCACUGCUUCAAGUCGAGCCUCUCGAAAGGAAUAUCCGCAAGGAAGCCAAGGCCCGCAAUGAACUGCAAGGCAUGAUGACACGUGUCCUCGAACAGAUGCAUGACAUGAAGCGAGAGCAAAAGGCAGAGACCGAGGCUCGCAAGAAGCUCGAGCAGCAAUUGUCAGAAGCGCAUGCCGAAAUUGAAAAACUGAAACAACGACCGACUGCUACUGCUAUACGUGUCAAGCCUGCAGCCGCUACUACGGGUCAACAGCCACGGACAGGAUUGACAGUCCAUGCUGGUGCACGCAGCGUGUCAUCCAUGGCAACAUCAGUACCUAGCAGCAAGUCCACCGUGUUACGACGCAACAACGCGGCACAACGACCCACUUCCAGAGCAAGUUCCCGGAUGAGCUCUCGGACGGAUACCACCACCACCACCACCACCCGGACCACCACAACCACAGCUACUGCAGGCACUGCAGCUAACAAACGGUUGAUACCGAGGACAACGACUCCUGUGUCUCGAAAGAGAUAAAAUUCAUCAUUCAUAAUUUUCAUUUACCACCUCCCCCACCCCUUAUAGAUACACUUUCUAACUCCCGUCAUAUUUUUCAUUUGUCUUCAUUCUCUCUUCUUCCCCACCCCUUUCUGCCUUUUUUCUAUACUCCUCACUUAUUACUUCUUCAAACUCAUCCAUAUUACACAUCCUCCCCUCCCCACUCCCCACCAACCCCCCCAAAACAUAAACAAAAGUGCUUAUAUCACACAUACUUUAUGUUGCAAUUAGCAAAUCUCUUUGUAUGACACCCUUUCUUUUCUUCUUUAUUUAAUAACGUAGUAAAUCAUUUUUGAUAUGAGGAAUAAGCUUCUGGAAAUUAGUCUCCAUUUUUCUGUAAAUUUCUCAUUAUAAUUAUUAAUUGACCUAUUCAAAGUUAUUCCUCCUCUGUCUCUAAUACUGAUAGUAGUAAUAAAAUUAAUAACCCUUCCAUACAA